This is a messenger RNA of Nerophis ophidion (straightnose pipefish), 1874 nucleotides long. It is a transcript of the gene atp5f1a, whose product is annotated as ATP synthase F1 subunit alpha. NCBI's taxonomy places the organism in Eukaryota, Metazoa, Chordata, Actinopteri, Syngnathiformes, Syngnathidae. The transcript is spliced from 11 exons. Gene Ontology annotation, biological process: proton motive force-driven ATP synthesis; proton transmembrane transport. Bases 81 to 1736 code for a protein of 551 amino acids. The record is from RefSeq and is a predicted model, not a curated record. Gene Ontology annotation, molecular function: proton-transporting ATP synthase activity, rotational mechanism; ADP binding; ATP binding.
CCUUUCUUCAAUUUGGCGUCUACAUCCGCCAUCCUUCUCUCUCCGCUCCGAGAGUAGAACGGUCACCCCAGGACUCCGACAUGCUGUCAGUACGCGUCGCAGCGGCUCUGGCCCGCUCUCUGCCUCGACGGGCCGGCUACGUGUCCAAAAAUGUUGCUGCAGCAUGUGUUGGAGUUAGGAACCUCCACACCACCAGUCCAUGGAUGCAGAAAAUAGGCACCGCUGAGGUUUCUUCCAUCCUGGAGGAGAAAAUCAUGGGAGCGGACACCAGCGCUGACUUGGAGGAAACCGGCCGAGUGCUCUCCAUUGGUGACGGUAUUGCUCGAGUGUACGGUCUCAGGAACGUGCAGGCCGAGGAGAUGGUGGAGUUUUCCUCUGGGCUCAAGGGCAUGUCUCUGAAUUUGGAGCCGGACAACGUUGGCGUUGUGGUGUUCGGUAACGAUAAGCUGAUCAAGGAAGGAGACAUUGUCAAGAGGACUGGCGCUAUUGUGGAUGUUCCUGUUGGUGAAGAACUGCUUGGCCGCGUUGUGGAUGCUUUGGGAAAUGCUAUUGACGGGAAGGGUCCCCUUGGCUCCAAUACCCGCAGGCGGGUGGGUCUGAAAGCCCCUGGCAUCAUCCCUCGUAUCUCCGUGAGGGAACCUAUGCAGACUGGCAUCAAGGCCGUGGACAGUUUGGUGCCCAUCGGCCGUGGACAGCGUGAGCUCAUCAUUGGCGACAGGCAGACUGGAAAAACUGCCAUCGCUAUUGAUACCAUCAUCAACCAGAAGCGCUUCAACGAAGGGACUGAUGAGAAGAAGAAGCUGUACUGCAUCUACGUGGCCAUCGGCCAGAAGCGAUCCACCGUGGCCCAGCUGGUCAAGAGGUUGACCGACGCCGACGCUAUGAAAUACACCAUAGUAGUGUCAGCCACGGCUUCUGACGCCGCACCCCUGCAGUACCUGGCCCCUUACUCUGGCUGCUCAAUGGGGGAGUACUUCAGAGACAACGGCAAGCACGCCCUCAUCAUCUACGAUGAUCUCUCCAAGCAGGCCGUCGCCUACCGUCAGAUGUCCUUGCUGUUGCGUCGUCCCCCCGGCCGCGAGGCUUACCCAGGAGAUGUCUUCUACUUGCAUUCCCGCCUGCUGGAGAGGGCUGCAAAGAUGAACGACAACUUCGGCGGUGGCUCCCUUACUGCUCUCCCAGUCAUCGAGACUCAGGCCGGUGACGUGUCGGCCUACAUUCCAACCAACGUCAUUUCCAUUACAGAUGGACAGAUCUUCUUGGAGACCGAGCUUUUCUACAAGGGCAUCCGCCCCGCCAUCAACGUUGGUCUGUCUGUGUCACGUGUCGGAUCAGCUGCCCAGACCAGGGCCAUGAAGCAGGUGGCCGGUACCAUGAAGCUGGAGCUGGCCCAGUACCGUGAGGUGGCAGCCUUUGCUCAAUUCGGUUCCGACCUGGACGCAGCCACACAGCAGCUGCUGAACCGCGGUGUCCGUCUCACUGAGCUCCUGAAGCAGGGCCAAUACUGUCCCAUGGCCAUCGAAGAGCAGGUCACAGUCAUCUACGCUGGCGUGAGGGGACAUUUGGACAAGAUGGAGCCCAGCAAGAUCACCAAGUUCGAGAAGGCUUUCUUGCAGCACAUCUUGAGUCAGCAGCAAGACCUGCUGGCUGCUAUCAGGGCUGACGGCCAAAUCUCAGAGGCCUCAGAUGCUAAGCUCAAGGAGGUUGUGUUAAACUUCCUCUCCAGCUUUGAGUAACAUUUUCAGUUUGUUUCGGUCGUCUUUUGUGAUUUACAUAGUGCUUCGUCAGUUGUACUUUCUAUGAAACCUCCAAGUGGCACCCGAUCCGUAAUGUACAGAAAUCUCUUUGCCGAGAAUAAAGUAUUCCAGCUCGUG